UGUUUACUGUAACAUUUACCAAGCAGUCAAAAUACGUCUGCGACCCUCGCGCCCCUCUUUCAUGUUGAACUUGCGAACUUUUGACCAGUAUUUCAGGAGGCAGGGCAUGUAGGUGGAGACUAAAGCAAACCUGAAGCACACCUGGACACUUUUAACUCUACACCUGUGCUGUGCGCCACAGAGGUUCUCCGCGUUAAAUUCGGACAGACCUCAAGCCCAUCUCAUGGAUCGCUGCGCGGGGUCUGGGGACCAGCAGUCCUGUGAGACCGUAGAGGACGUCCCGGGUACCGCAGCAGGGGAUGGAGGAGCCGCUCCAGCACCUGAGAAGCCUCCUUAUUCGUACGUGGCUCUCAUUGCAAUGGCCAUCAGAGACAGCGAGAAUAAGAAGCUGACGCUGAAUGACAUCUACAACUUCAUAAUAUCCAAGUUUCCAUACUACGAAAAGAACAAAAAGGGAUGGCAGAACAGCAUCAGGCACAAUCUGAGCCUCAACGAGUGUUUCGUGAAGAUUCCCCGGGAGAACGGCGGGGAGAAAAAAGGGAACUUCUGGACGCUGGAUCCGGCUUUCAACGACAUGUUCGAAAAAGGCAAUUACAGGCGCAGGAGGCGCGUCAAGAGACCCUACCGACCACCACCAUUACCUUCUGGAUUUAACUUCACCGACACGUACUGCCUGCAAGUGCAACCGGAGCCUGUUUACUGGCAAACUCAGUUCGUCAACACCAGCUCCUGGAGUCACCAGUCCAGCUCUCCGACGCACAUCUCCGGAUACCUGCAGCCCAUCCUCGGUAACGCGCGCCCUCUGUCUCCAAACGAUUACGCCAAUUCUCCCGUGAGUUAUUACCAGGGUCAUCAUCACCAUCACUUUCACCCGUCCUACAGACCGUACCACCGGCAUCCGAACGCGCUGGUGUCCCUGGGCGGCAUGACUCCGCCGGUGAGCCCGGGCGGAAGCUCCAUCUCCACCUCCACCUGCAGCUACCCGCCGCAGAACCACCCUGAACUGGGACAUCAUCCAUUUGACUGAUGGACUGACAUGGGAAAACUGAAUAUAAGUAGGCUGACAGUUUAUCUAGAUUUAUUUUUGUUACGAUAACCCUUGGAAAUGUUAGCCUAAAUGUGCCGUUUCACGAAAUGAAGUUACAUUCGUUCACGUUUGUUGAGAUGGUUGCAUUAGUUUUAUUAGCCUGUGGUGUUGCAGUUGUGUUUUGUUUCUUUUCAUAAAUUAAACACUGCUUAAUUAUUGUUAACUUCCGAAGACGAGGAGCUGUUCGAACGCUCAUGCUUAGGCAAGUUAAUUUUCAUAAAUUUCAGCAAAUAUCACGGUUAGCAUAGCCUAUUUAUUUUUACCAUUGCGAUGGACUGGGCUCAAGAUCCUAAAAUUAAAUGUACAGUUUUGCAUUGCAGUUUACUGUUUUAAAAUAUGUUUGCUUAUUUGGUGGAAACUCUUUGCACAAGUUGUUUACAAGAGUUCUUUACACAUGCAAAGAUGGAUUGUCUUUAAAAAUGUUUUUGUAUAUUGAAUAUACAUGUUUGGUGUAAUAUUUCUGGAGUUUGAAAAUAUUUUUAUAUGUAAAUGUUCA
Molecule: messenger RNA, 1583 nt
Organism: Pimephales promelas (fathead minnow)
Lineage: Eukaryota; Metazoa; Chordata; Actinopteri; Cypriniformes; Leuciscidae
Gene: foxl2l
Product: forkhead box L2-like
Biological process (GO): cell differentiation; regulation of transcription by RNA polymerase II; anatomical structure morphogenesis
Molecular function (GO): DNA-binding transcription factor activity, RNA polymerase II-specific; RNA polymerase II cis-regulatory region sequence-specific DNA binding
Source: RefSeq, a predicted model, not a curated record